GUGCGCAAACCGAUUGAACCUUGCGCUUUACGACUAGCAAAAAAAAAAAAAAAAAUGCAAAUUUGUCCAAGAGCAGCAAGCUGUUUUCAUUUCCUAAUCUUUAGAGACUUGCAGCAGCUAUAAGGGUGUGAUCACAGGAGAAGCAGAAAAGGUGGGAGGGAGGGAUCUGAGUCUUUCUAACCAGAAGCGCGAGCUGAUCUAACAGUGUUGAGGAUUCAACUGAUCUGUUAUCUGAUGUCAGUAAGUCCUGUAUGAGGGCUGUGUGAGUAACAAACUUUCAGUCCUCAGGCGGAUCCCAGGAAAACUCCCAGCAUUACCUGAGCCGAGUGCGCUAAAGUGCCAUGUUGCAGACAGUCGGCGAGUGGCUGUGGUGGGAGAGUUUGUGGCUGCCUGCAAACGUCUCCUGGUCGGAUCUGGAGGACAAAGAAGGCCGUGUCUAUGCUAAAGCCUCCCAGCUUUACGGUGCUCUGCCCUGCGCCCUCUGCCUGCUUCUGCUCAGAUACCUGUUCGAGAGGUACUUGGCCAUGCCCCUGGCUAAUGCUUGGGGGAUCAAGGACAAGGUACGUCUCACAGCAGAACAAAACCCCGUCCUAGAAAAGUUCUUCUGCAGCCAAGCACGAAAUCCAUCACAGGCUGAUGUUCGCUCUCUGUGUAAGAAGACCAGUUGGCCUCAGAGGAGAGUUGAAGUUUGGUUCAGAAGGAGGAGGAAUCAAGAUCGACCUGGGCUGCAGAAGAGAUUCUGUGAGGCCAGCUGGAGAUGCUUUUUUUAUCUGUCUGCUUUUAUUGGAGGAAUCUGGGCCCUUCAUGAUAAACCUUGGCUUUAUGAUCUAAAGGAGAUUUGGGCCGAAUUUCCAAAGCAGUCUAUGCUGCCAUCACAGUACUGGUAUUACCUUUUAGAAAUGGGCUUCUACAUUUCUUUGCUUCUCAGCCUCACAUUUGAUGUGAAACGUAAAGACUUUAAAGAGCAGGUGAUUCAUCACAUAGCUACACUGACUCUACUGAGCUUCUCCUGGAUUUCAAACUAUAUUCGUAUUGGAACCCUUGUGAUGGCAGUCCAUGACUCUUCUGAUGUACUGCUUGAGGGUGCAAAGGUAUUAAACUACGCCAAGUGGCACCAGACUGCUAAUGCCAUUUUUGUGGUGUUUACAGUUCUAUUUAUGGGUACAAGACUUGUUUAUUUUCCUUUCUGGCUUAUUCACUGUACAUGGGUGUACCCAUUGGAGAGAUAUGCACCCUUCUUUGGCUACUAUUUCUUCAACGUCAUGUUGGUGGUUCUGCUGAUUCUCCACAUCUACUGGGCUUUUUUGAUAUCACGCAUGCUUUACAAGUUCGUUUUCAGCAAGCUUGAAGGUGAUCUCCGGAGUGACGAAGAGGAGAAUGACAGUGAUUCACCAAAGGAGCAAAGGCACAAACUGAGUCAUAUGAAUGGCCAUGGUGCCAGAGGCCGAGCCAAUGGUCACUAACAUAUACAGAAGGAAACAGAAAAAAAAGGAGUGUCAACGAGAAACUGGUGGACAAUUCCUAGUUGGAGAGCAGCUGUUAAAAUGUAAUUGCUCAUAAAAUAAAAUAAACAAAUUCUUUUUACAUAAAAUUUUAAAACAACUGUGAA
Austrofundulus limnaeus is the source of this 1609-nucleotide messenger RNA. RefSeq names its product ceramide synthase 3b (gene cers3b). Gene Ontology annotation, biological process: ceramide biosynthetic process. The record is from RefSeq and is a predicted model, not a curated record. Gene Ontology annotation, molecular function: sphingosine N-acyltransferase activity; DNA binding. Lineage: Eukaryota; Metazoa; Chordata; Actinopteri; Cyprinodontiformes; Rivulidae. Bases 342 to 1463 code for a protein of 373 amino acids. The transcript has 12 exons. Gene Ontology annotation, cellular component: membrane.